ACAAAAUUCUUCUGUCUCGGCAAAGAGUAGCAAGUUGUCUUUUAUUGGGUGGUACUGUUUAACGACGAUGCUAAAAAUAGUUCAGCUUCGACAUCUGAGUUAAAGUUGACAGAGUUUAUGAGGUUUUUUAGGAGAUCGAAAGAAGUCCUUAGGAGGUUGUUCAAUAUAACCAAAAUGGAAACGGAAGAUUUAGAGCCAAGUGAUCUUCUAUGUUACAUUACCGAGGAUCUGCAGUUACGCUAUCAAUCAACCAAAGAUGUGGCGCAACAAUCGCAAAUAUUUCAAGACUUUCUUCGACGUUGGGAAGGAGACACCGCUCUGGAUGUGUUAAGAAAACAAAAAUAUGAAUUUGGAAAGGAUUUGGACUGGUUCAAUGUGAGUCAUCACUUAACCUUGGAGGGAUUACGUGGUAAAUUAGUUAUUUUGGACUUCUUUACCUAUUGCUGCAUAAAUUGUAUGCACAUAUUACCCGAACUUAACAGCUUGGAAAAGCUGUACCCCAUUGAACGUGGUCUAGUGGUAGUGGGUGUACAUAGUCCCAAGUUUGAAAAUGAGAAGGAUGCGGUGAAUAUUUUGGCUGCAGCGCAACGCUACAAUAUUGAGCAUCCCAUUGUAAAUGACCCUACCAUGUCUUUGUGGCGAAAUAUAGGUGUUCGAUGUUGGCCAACUCUAGUAGUCUUGUCACCAUCUGGUGCGCCACUACUUAUGCUAAUGGGAGAAGGCCAUGGUAUCUUUCUGGAACGUUUUACAGAACAAGCGCUGCGAUUCUUUUCACAGAAGCAAGAGCUUAAAGAAUUCUCUUUGCCCCUAAGGCCUUCAGUCGAUUUGCUACCGGCUUCAAAGCUAAAAUUUCCAGCCAAAAUAGCUCGAAGUGAAGAAGGACGUUUUGCAGUAGCGGAUGCCGGAAAUCACCGCAUUAUUGUUUUCAAUAUCGAGGGAGAUGUUCUUCUAAAAAUUGGUAGCGGCUCGUGUGGUUUAGUAGAUGGCCAUAUCACGUCGGCUCGUUUUAAUUCGCCACAGGGUGUGGCAUUCCUUAACGAGAAUACCCUGAUAGUGGCCGAUACCGAAAACCAUGCAAUUCGUCAAGUAAAUCUGUUGACACAGAUGGUUGAAACAUUAGCUGGUACAGGUCAUCAGGGCCACGAUCGUUCUGGUGGAAAGGAGGGGCCUCUUCAACAAAUAUCUUCACCAUGGGAUGUAGCUGUAUACCGCACACGCGAUAUGGAUAUGUCAUUCCACUUGGAUGAGCAAAAUGUACCUGAAAAAACAAUAAUAUUGAUAUCCAUGGCGGGAACUCAUCAAAUAUGGGGAUAUUUUCCAGAAGCAAUGAUUUGGUGGAAGUUCCGUAAAUUUGAACCCCGCACUUGUGUAUCUCUAAUUGGAAAUGGCAUGGAAGAGAAUCGAAAUAAUUCAUAUCCACAAAAUGCGGCCUUUGCUCAACCUUCAGGUCUGGCCAUGGGUAAAGAUUUUCUAUUUAUUGCCGAUAGCGAGAGUUCGAGUAUUCGAAAGGCAUCAAUGUUAGAUGGAAAAGUUUUAGCAGUAGUAGGAGGAGAUCGUAAUCCACAGAAUCUUUUUGCAUAUGGCGACGAAGAUGGCAAACAAUUUUCUGCUAAAUUACAACAUCCUUUGGGUGUUUGUUUUAAUCACACCAAUGGAAAAGUCUAUGUGGCUGACACUUACAAUCAUAAAAUCAAAGUAAUCAAUGUCGAGAAUAAUGUUAUCGAGACUUGUAAAUAUGUUCAGGAUGAUGGUGCCACCAUACAGAAUUUCAACGAACCGGCUAGUUUGUGUUUUGAUAAUAGCGGCCGAUAUUUACUUAUAUCCGAUACCAACAAUCAUCAGUUAUUGCGAGUAAAUGUAGAAACAAAUACCACAACACAGUUUCUAUUGAAAUUUCCUCAAAAUGCUGCAGAAGAUGAAAGUGAUGGUCUGCUGCGUUCGGGCUUAGAACUAUUUAAGCGCUUGCCCUUGACCAAAAGCAAACAACUAAAGUUAUCGGUUUCUAUAUCUCUCGAUGACAAACUUAAAUUCACCAAUGAAGCACCUCAAAAGUGGAGUCUCAAUAGUGCCAAUUCAGCUUUAAAAUCAUUAAAUACUCGGGGAUCUAUUUCGGAUGGCAAAUUUGAAUUACAACUUAAACGAUUUGACCCCUCUGCUCUAAACCUGGAGAAUCAGGCCUUGAAAUUAGACUUGUCUUUGAGCCUUUGUGAUGACAAAAGAUGCCUUAUGAAACGAUUUUCGUUAAUUCUUAAUGAUGACGAUGUUGAUGGUACUACUGAAGAAGAAUAUGAAGUCAAGGUUCAUGUUACACCUAAUAACAUAGAAUUAGUGUAGCUGUAAAUUCGAAACAAAUAUUAUUUUAUUUUUUAAACUAACAUAUAUUGUUUUUCAAAAAUAUCGCAUAUAUCUUUUUAUAUAUUGGCAACUAACCAAAUUUGUAAAGCUAGUUUUACUAAGCGCAUAUACCAAUAAGAUGUUCGUUGAGUGUUAAAGCAUUUUCUUAUCAGAUUGUAAUUGUAUUUAUAUAUUUAUAUAUAUGUUUGAAACAGGCAAAAGGAAACCGAUAGACCCAUAAUUUCCUUUGAUGAUCUGCAUGGAAUCACAUUCUGAGUCGAUUUAUGCAUGUCCUUCCGUCUGUCUGUCCAUAUAUUUUUGUAAAAAAAAAGUACAGGUCGCAUUUAUUGUCCGAUCCAGUUGAAA
Messenger RNA from Musca domestica (house fly), 2700 nucleotides. Its product is annotated as NHL repeat-containing protein 2. Bases 118 to 2334 code for a protein of 738 amino acids. Gene Ontology annotation, molecular function: protein binding. The record is from RefSeq and is a predicted model, not a curated record. The transcript has 3 exons. Lineage: Eukaryota; Metazoa; Arthropoda; Insecta; Diptera; Muscidae.